Cinclus cinclus is the source of this 1119-nucleotide messenger RNA. It is a transcript of the gene BEND6, whose product is annotated as BEN domain containing 6. NCBI's taxonomy places the organism in Eukaryota, Metazoa, Chordata, Aves, Passeriformes, Cinclidae. Gene Ontology annotation, biological process: negative regulation of Notch signaling pathway; positive regulation of neuron differentiation. Gene Ontology annotation, cellular component: nucleus. The transcript is spliced from 6 exons. The record is from RefSeq and is a predicted model, not a curated record. Bases 1 to 1119 code for a protein of 372 amino acids. Gene Ontology annotation, molecular function: DNA binding; transcription corepressor activity.
AUGCAAAAGAUAUUACGAGCAGAUGAAAUCACAAAAAUACAAGUCCUUGGAAAAGGCAAGAGGAAGAGGAUAGAAAUGAUAUUCUCAGAAAGUGAGGACAGUGACCUGGAUAAAGAAAAGAGAGAACCAUAUUCAGGAAGCAACUUUCUAUAUGGUGAAAAUAGCAGUGAUGAUGAAGAGCCUUUAUUUCAACUCUCCAAGGUAGAACUAUGUGCCAAAAUUAAAAGUCUCAAGAGGAAGCUGACAGAUACCAUGAGAGAAAACUGCCGCCUAAGGCAGUCCCUGGUGAUGCUUCAAGUGUUGCCACAGGCAGUCAGUCAUUUUGAGGAAUUGGUAGGGAUGGCUGAAGCACUGCUGAAAGGGGGAGUGACAACAUCUACUUCCAGUCUGCAUCCACAUGCUGUUUGGAAGGCAUCUCACAAUCCAUUAGCAGCAGAUUCCUAUGCAGCUAUGCAUAGUAACUCCAGCUCACCAAUAACCUUGAAUGUGGAAGAUGAGGAGCAACAGACUGAAAAACAGUUCAAGAUUGAAAAGUGGCAGAUUGCACUUUGUAACAAGAGCAAACCUCAAAAAUUUAUAAAUGACUUGAUGCAAGCACUUUAUACACAUGAAUACAUGGCUACACACAGCCUGACAGGUGCAAAGUCCUCCUCUUCAAAGGAUAAAGCGGCAAAACCAGCUAUGAAUCAGAAUGAAGUUCAGGAAAUCAUAGGAAUUACAAAACAGUUGUUUCCAAACACAGAUGAUGCUUUAAUUAGGCGAAUGAUGGGACAAAAACUGAACAACUGCACCAAGAAGCCAAUUUUAAGCAAAGAUCUUAACUCAGGUGCUUUUCAGAAACAUAGUUUUUGUGGUUCAACAGCUGCUCCUCAGGGCAUCAUCUCUUCGGCUGUUUCUCCCUGUACACAAGACCAGCAGGAUGAUGAUUCACCAGCUGCUAAUGCACAACUUCAGCAAAGUGACAGCUGCCUGACUCCUCCAGCUCCCACCCCAGAAGGUCAGCAGGAGUGUCCCAAACCCUCUUCUUCUAAGGCGGAGUCUCAACUCGCCAGCAGCUCACCAGCGCCCUCUCCCAACCAGCAUUGUGGACAGGAUCUCAGGAAUUCAGAAAAGGAAUAA